Messenger RNA from Acanthosepion pharaonis, 702 nucleotides. The record is from the annotation of a GenBank genome assembly. Lineage: Eukaryota; Metazoa; Mollusca; Cephalopoda; Sepiida; Sepiidae.
AUGGCCGACCAGUCGGGUGUUGUAGUGUUCAACAAGUCUUUGUGGAAAACUCCUAGAGUCCGCAAAGUUGGUCUAAACCGGUGGCCAAGAGAAGCGGUGAUCAAGAAAAUCCCAGGGUUGAGUCUGUUGUCAAAACUUUUCCUUUUACCAUUACCUCUCUCUCUCUCUCUCUAUCUAUCUAUCGCAGUCUUUUCUCAUCUAUCUAUCUAUCUAUCUAUCUAUCUAUCUAUCUAUCUAUCUAUCUAUCUAUCUAUCUAUGUCAGUCUGUUCAUAUCUAUGUGUCUCAAUCUGUUCAUAUCUAUCUCACUAAUUUCACAUCAAUCUCACUCUAUUCGUAUCUAUCUUAGUCUGUUCAUUAUCUGUUCAUUAUCUAUCUAUCUAUCUAUCUAUCUAUCUAUCUAUCUAUCUAUCUAUGUCGAUGAUUUAAUAUCUAUCUAUCUAUCUAUCUAUCUAUCUAUCUAUCUAUCUAUCUAUCUAUCUAUGUGUUUGUGUGUGUGUAUCAGUUUUUACAUUGUUUAUCUAUCUAUGUGUAUGAUUCUAUUUUCCAGGAUGCAUCUAUCUAUCUAUCUAUCUAUCUAUCUAUCUAUCUAUCUAUCUAUCUAUCUAUCUAUCUAUCUAUGUGUGUGUGUGUGUCUGUAUUUGUGUGCGUGUAUCAGUUUUUGCAUAAUUUAUCUAUCUCAAUUCUUGAUCUAUUCAUCUUGA